UUUACCCAAAGAGUACGAAUUGAAAAAAAAAUUUUUUCAAUUAUCUACAUAUCAAAAAAUAGAAAAAAUUCUUGACCGUUUUUAUUCCCACAUUAUUAUUUGUAAUUAUAAAGGAUAGUUAUAAGACUGAUGGCUUCUAAACUUUGUUUACGGACGUAACCCCGUAGACUUAUAAUGAGAAGAACUUGUUUAUCAAGUACGAAUGCAGUCCCAUUUUUAACAAGAUCCACAAAAAGAAGAUGAAUAAACAGGUUUUGGUUAUCUUGUCGAUCCACCAUGAUCUGAAAGAAAGAAAAAAAAUAGAAUGAAAAAAGGAAAAAGAAUAUGAUUCUUAAUUUUUUUUUCCUUUUUUUCCUUUUUUCCUUUUUUUUUUUUUUACCUAUUUUCGACAGAAUAAUAGCGAACUUUUUCGAUGGUAAAUAUGUACAUAUCUGAUAGAUAACAAAGAUUAAUAGAUGACGAUAUAAUAUAAUAGGCGGAUACCUUUUUAUACAUAAAUUUCUUUCUCCGAUUAAUUAUAAUUCACGUUUUUCUAUCCCCGUUAGAAUAACAUUAAGAACGUCUCGUUAGAUAAUUAUAAUUAAUAAUAGCUCGAAGAAGUAAUGUAUUGCGUUAUAUAAUCAUAGUAAUAUUUGAUAUCGUAUAGACGCCAGAUAAUAUAUAAUAUAUGAUAACCUUAGGGCGUUAUUACACUUUCACUCGAUACAUAUAUUUGAUAGAUAUAAUUGACGGAAUUUCCCAAUGUAAUUUAAAUCUUGCGCUUAUAAGAUCUAAAUCGAUGUUGCCCGUUUCCCUUCGUUUCGUGAGAAAGCCUUAGGCGAGAACAUUACGCGACAAUAAUCAAGGCUUAAGUCAUCCAAUGUCAAAGUGGAUUUGCCGUUUCUCUGACUAAUCGGGCCAGUAUUCUGCGGUUGCAAUCUUUCUAAAGUUACUUUGCACGUGAGUAAUCAUAGCUAACGUUCGUCUGCUUCACCGUAUCUCUCUCUCUCUCUCUCUCUCUCUUUAUUUUCUAUCAUCUGACUUCGCUCUUUCGUUCACGUUUUUACUGAUGAACAAAGUUUAUACCGUUUACUUGAUAUUUAUGAUAUUCACAUGUAUUAUCUUUACUGAAUUCAUUUGUCAUUGUCAUGUAAACUUUAAAUAAAUUAUUUAUUUUGUUUAAUUUAUGUAUAAUCUAUUUUGAUCAUUGAUUAUAUGAAGUCUAAAAUUAGGACGUUUACAAGUUAAAAAUAUGUAGAAGCACAUUAAAAGAACGAAGAAAUGCAUUAACAAUUCGCGAUUAUUUUACUCGGGGAUUUCCUACGUGUCGAACGUGACGUGCCUCUUAUCUCACUUCUGCCACUCUCUCUCUCUCUCUCUCUCUCUCUCUCUCUCUCUCUCUUCCUCCGUUCCUAUUAUCAUCAUCUUUGUUUAUUAUGUUUAUUUAUUGUCCGCGAUCGAAGAAAGAGGAGUCGAAAGAGAACUCGCGCAUUGUCAAUAUUUGGAUUGAGCUGAGCGUUGUUUUCAUUAGUAAGAAUCAUUGCGAAAAGUCAACGGAACGUAUAUAUUCGUUUUCUCAAUUUUCUGCCUCCCUGCAAUUAUAUUUAUUAUACAGAUACUGGUCUUAGCAUUUCGUAUAAAAAGAGAAAAAAGUAAAUAAAUAAAUAACAAAAUUGAAAUAAAAUUUGUCAGGAAAUGAAAAAAUUGUCGGUGCAAUAACACGUGACGUUUAUCGCACGUUCGAAACUUUGAAGGUACGACGAAACUAUUCGAUAAUUAUUCGGUAUGCGUUGAAGCGACGAUAGCGCGGCAGUUAUGUGACCCAGUUUUCAAAGAGGAAGCUAGAAAGAGAGAAAGAGAGAGAAAGAGCCAGGCGACAUUGCGAUCGACCAAACAGUCGGUGCGAAUAAACUCGUGCACCGACUAAACUCACGAUCGGACCGGAUACAGUUCAGACAUCUCACGACGACAGUUUCGUUCGCACCCUUCGACUUUCUUUCUUUUUUCUUAAUUCGUUGAUUUUUUUGUUCGAGGACGAGGUCUUGAUCCUUGAGACUCGUGAUUCGUAUAUUCGAGAGUUUCCUCUGAGAAUAUUCUCUACUUACAUCUGCGACCCAUCGCAAUAAUCUCGAGCAACACAUUAUCAACAAUAGUUCCUCUCAUACGAGAAUGGAUAGACGAACAGGUACAUUGCGUUCUCCACAAGUUUUACAAAGAGGGCUGAUUAAUAUGAAAUCUCUAGUUAUCGUAACCGAUCGCUUUAGUUAAGCAGUUUGCCUGAAAAACGAAGAAAGAUGACUAAAAAGGCAAGAAGAGCUUUGCAAAAGAAACAAGCAGUGGCAGCUGCCGAGGAGGCCGAAAGGAUAAGAUUGCAAUUGAUAAAGGAUAUUCAAGAAGAAAUUCACUUGGAGAAAUACAAAGCCGAACAGGAAAUUCUAUUGGAGGAGAGCCAAAUGGCUAUGCGAAAAAUCCAAUUGGAAGAGACGUGGUUCGUGACUUACGAAAAUAAAAAGGCGUUUAUGGAUCACAUUCUUGCCACCGAGAAAAUGGAAAACUGGAUUAUGUACUUAACGUGUGAAAAUUUACCAGAUGUCGCUGAAUUGUCCGAUAUGAAUACAUUCAUAUUCCUCUGGACGUUGGAGGACGAAGACGUAAACAUGGAACUGGUUGUGGAAAAAAACGAAGUCGUACAAUACUUAUUGCUGCAGCUUCAUAAAAUCAUCAAUUUCUCAUUAACGAGAUCUAUCGAUUACAUAGAAGAAUGUAAAAUGGUUAGGCAAAGUUUUAGGACGAAGUUGCAAAAUUGGAUAGACCAAGCUUGUUAUCGGCUUUUACGUCAGAUCGAGAGAGAUAUGCUUAGAGUGGAUCUGAAGAACGCGACUUAUGUCAAAAUAACGAAGCAUCUCAUUUGUUGCAUAUGGGCUUUGAUUAAGCUACCGAUCAGUAUUAAAGAAAUUCCUGAAAAAGAAAGAAAAUCGAUCGAGGUUCACUUCGAGGAAAUAAAUCUGACGAUAAAGAUACCACCGGACAUUGAUUGCUACUGUAUGGCUAUCCGUGGACUGUGGCUCGAUUACGAUCACUAUUCCGACAUUGCGACCUCUUACGUCAUGCCGGAAAUACCAGAGGAAUAUCGAAUGAAUAUGGAGAGAGAGAGAGAGAGAGAGAAUGAAAAUUUCAAAAAUUCGAAGGACAUUUCUUUUCCUCUCUCAGAUCUUAUCGCUUUUUGCUCCGAGGAAUACGAAACGAAACAGAAAAUACGCGAUGAACAAGUCGAGGGACGUCGUUUGAGGAUGGAAGAGAAAAAAGCUAUGCUAUGGAAAAUGGAGAAUCCGGCACCGGUGGUGCCGGUAAAGUUAGAUAAGAAAGGAAGAAAAACCGGUAGUCAAUAUGGCCGGAUAAAGAGACCGGAAUCGGAACAGGAAAUAGAACCGCUACCGUAUUUACCGACUCCGAACGAAAUCAUUUUGUUCAAAGAAGAGGAAUUAAGGAAGGAACUUAGAAAGUUGUUGUUUACCAAAUGCGAAAAGACGGAAGUAAAUCUACGAAAGUACAAAAUCUUAGGUGGUAUCUAUCACAUAGAUCUCCUUUAUCAGCCGCCUCAGCCUAAGGACAUGCGAAGAGAAAUAUUUCUUACCACUCUGCAAAUUCCGAAAGAACUGAAGCACGUACCGUUUUAUAAACCGUAUAAGGCACCACCGCCGGUACCGCCUACCGAGAGAACACCGGAAGUGAUCGAGAAUGAGAUGAAGGCUUUGGAAACUGCAAUGGAGGCUCUCGUAUUGGUUACGUUAAAAUUACCGGAUACGGUUUUAUGGUUCGAACCACCGUUGGUGGCUCAUUGGAUUUCUGAGAAAAAUAUUUGGUCGACCCAAGACAUCCAUGACAUAAAGUUCAACGAAGAUAAACAACAGAUCACAUUCCGCACCGGGAGAUUUGGAAUUCAUGGCCUGGCGGCAUAUAAACUGAUCAAUUUGCCAUUUCAAAGUUGGGAACUUAGGCCAGAAAUGGGAAGGAAUAGUGGCGGUGGAGUAACUCUUAACAUAACAGCUGCUACAGUUCAAGCGGAAUUUGUUGUCAGGGAGGAUUCGGUAUGUUUGAAUUCGUUGGUCGGAGGCACCUCGUCGGCGCUUCAAAAUAUCGUUGGCAUAUAUAUGAAGUUGAACUUUUUAAUAGACAAAAUGCGAGAAGGUGGCUGCGAUUUAUUUCCGGAACGAGAUGCGGCAAGUUACAUAAAAGGACUUUCCGUGAAGCAUCCAGUAGCCCAGAAACAUUUGCAAGAAUGCAUAGGUCUAUUGUGUAUGGCUUAUACAUUUUCCUGGUCUAGGUGGAACGUGAAGAGAUGUUCGCGUGAAAUCGUCCUGCAAUUUAAAGAACUUCAUGGAUGCGUCGCCAAAGAGCGUACCAAUAUUACACUUUUAGUGACGCCUUCUCAAACGAUUGCUGUUCAAUGUACCGAGAUCAGCCCAGAAUUUUCCAAUGUUCCUAUAGAUGGCGAUAGUGCGAAGUUUUACGCCGAUCUAUAUCAUUUGGCAUUGCAUAAUGCUGGAAUAAAAAGUCGUCUGCUGAUAAAAGAUAUCUCGUACAAGCUUGCUCUAACGGUCACAAGAUUGCUAAAAAGUACUAACGUGAUAAGUAUGUCCUCCUAAAACUCUCUUUUAUCUCCUAUUUAAUAACUUUAUCGUCGACGAGAAUCACCGAAUAAAGGAAAAAAUAU
Messenger RNA from Vespa velutina, 4693 nucleotides. Its product is annotated as dynein axonemal intermediate chain 7 homolog. The coding region runs from base 2274 to 4625 and encodes 783 amino acids. NCBI's taxonomy places the organism in Eukaryota, Metazoa, Arthropoda, Insecta, Hymenoptera, Vespidae. Gene Ontology annotation, cellular component: axoneme. The record is from RefSeq and is a predicted model, not a curated record. Gene Ontology annotation, molecular function: microtubule binding; beta-tubulin binding. The transcript has 16 exons.